AUGUCAACUAAAUCAUACAAGGAAAGAGCUAAGUCUCAUUCAUCGCCUUGUGCGAAGAAGCUGUUGGAACUGAUGCACAACAAAAAGACAAACUUGUGUGCUUCGGUCGAUGUUCAUACUACCGAGGAGCUACUCUCAUUAGUAGAAACCUUGGGUCCACACAUCUGUUUAUUGAAAACUCAUGUUGACAUCUUGACUGACUUUACAUAUGAGGGAACUGUUAUACCGCUAAAGAAGUUGGCUGAGAAGCACAACUUCAUGAUCUUCGAGGAUAGGAAGUUCGCGGAUAUCGGUAACACUGUAAAGCUUCAGUAUGCAUCUGGUGUCCACCGUAUUGCAGAAUGGGCGGACAUUACAAAUGCACAUGGUAUCACUGGUCCAGGCGUUAUUGCAGGCUUGAAACAAGCUGCAGAAGAAGCUAGUAAUGACGUCAGAGGGCUUCUUAUGUUAGCGGAACUAUCUUCUAAAGGUUCCCUAGCCUACGGAGAGUACACACAUAAAGUGGUUGAGAUGGCCAAAGUUGACCCCUCCUUUGUCAUGGGUUUUAUUGCCCAGAGUGACGUGGGAGGCCGCGAGGAGGGUAACGACUGGUUAAUUAUGACUCCUGGUGUAGGACUGGACGAGAAGGGAGACAGUCUAGGUCAGCAGUACCGUACUGUCGACGAUGUUGUAUCGGGCAGCACCGAUAUAAUAAUUGUUGGUCGUGGCCUCUAUGGUAGCGGCAGGAACCCAGCUGUUGAGGGUCCCCGUUACCGUAAGGCAGGUUGGGAUGCGUAUAUAAAGAGGUUAUCAUCUACGUAA
Eremothecium sinecaudum is the source of this 801-nucleotide messenger RNA. It is a transcript of the gene URA3, whose product is annotated as orotidine-5'-phosphate decarboxylase. The record is from RefSeq and is a predicted model, not a curated record. The transcript has a single exon. Lineage: Eukaryota; Fungi; Ascomycota; Saccharomycetes; Saccharomycetales; Saccharomycetaceae. Gene Ontology annotation, biological process: 'de novo' pyrimidine nucleobase biosynthetic process; 'de novo' UMP biosynthetic process. Gene Ontology annotation, molecular function: orotidine-5'-phosphate decarboxylase activity. The coding region runs from base 1 to 801 and encodes 266 amino acids. Gene Ontology annotation, cellular component: cytosol.